Messenger RNA from Acanthosepion pharaonis, 570 nucleotides. Lineage: Eukaryota; Metazoa; Mollusca; Cephalopoda; Sepiida; Sepiidae. The record is from the annotation of a GenBank genome assembly.
AUGACCACUGAAAUCAAUCACAACUCUCUUCCUUCUCUCUCUAUGACCACCGAAAUUAGGCAACCUCGAUGUCUAAACUAUCUAUCUAUCUAUCUAUCUAUCUAUCUAUCUAUCUAUCUAUCUCAAACUGUUCACAUUUAUUUAUCUAGCUCGCUCACACUAUUCUAUCUAUCUAUCUAUCUAUCUAUCUAUCUAUCUAUCUAUCUAUCUAUCACAAUAUUUACGCUGGAGACUUCUUUAGCGUUCAACGAUAAUGCUAAACAUCCGAUGAAUACAUCAAAAUUCUUCCACUCGCAUCGUUACAUAAAGCCAAGUAAACGCAAGAACGCAUUCAUAUCCUUUCAAGUGGCCGCACGGUAUUCCUACAGACCUCGAGGACAAAUAGAUUUCUGCCCAUUAGAUGGAGGAAUGUUACUUUCAAAUCUAAUAUACCCCUCAUUUCGAGCUGUUCGCUACGAGUCUCUUGCUGUGAGCCUCUCGUUGCGAGUCGCUCGCUACGAGCCUUUCGCUAAGAGCCUGUCGUUGAGAUCCGCUCGCUACGAGCCUUUCGCUACGAGCCUCUCGCUCUGA